Messenger RNA from Oncorhynchus keta (chum salmon), 2334 nucleotides. RefSeq names its product growth/differentiation factor 6-A-like. Gene Ontology annotation, cellular component: extracellular region. Gene Ontology annotation, biological process: SMAD protein signal transduction; BMP signaling pathway. The record is from RefSeq and is a predicted model, not a curated record. NCBI's taxonomy places the organism in Eukaryota, Metazoa, Chordata, Actinopteri, Salmoniformes, Salmonidae. Gene Ontology annotation, molecular function: growth factor activity; cytokine activity. The transcript is spliced from 2 exons. The coding region runs from base 300 to 1544 and encodes 414 amino acids.
UUAUGGCGGUGAGACACGACUCCUCGGCCGUCGGAGAUGUCUCUUCCGUCUCAACGUCCAUAGAAAGACUGGGAAAAGUUCUCCAAUAAGUAGCCUACAUGAGCGUCUGCAAGUGGGCGUGUUUCUCUGUUGAUUCAACAGUCUCGGCUCUUGUGCGAUGUCGAGGGCGCGAACGCACUUUUCUGGUGAGAAGGGAACGCAGAAGUCUAGCUCUGACGCGCAGUCUAUCUUCAGCUCUUGCUGUCUAAAAUCGCUUCAUUGUGGAGAGGGCUUUGACACAUAUUUGGAACACUACCACCAUGGACGCAUUUCAAGUACUAUCGUUAUAUAUGUUACUGAUCUUCAUUUGGAAUAUACCAUGUUUUCAGUCAGCUGCCAUCAUAUCUCCCUCUGUGCCAAGGAGAAACAAGGGAGCCAAGAUCCUUCAUGAUGGACAAAGGUCAACCAAAUUUCCCAAAGAGAUCUUCGCAUCUUCACCUAUCUUAAGCCAUCACGGAGAAGACUUUAACAAGGACGCAAUUGUGCCCCACGAUUACAUGCUCUCCAUAUACAGGACGUAUUCGGCUGCAGAGAGACUCGGACUAAACGCAAGUUUUUUCCGCUCCUCAAAGUCUGCAAACACCAUAACAAGUUUUGUGGACAGAGGAACAGACGAUCUCUUGCACUCUCCUUUGCGAAGACAAAAGUAUCUGUUUGAUGUCUCAACCCUUUCAGACAAAGAGGAGUUGGUUGGAGCUGAAUUAAGGAUAUUUAGAAAAGUACCCGGGGAUUUGCAAACGUCCCCGACAGGUCUCUAUGACAUUCAAUUACUCUCCUGUCGAUCAGAACGGCUACUGGAUGCAAGAUCCCUUGAUCCUCUGGACUCCCGAAAACCAGGAUGGGAGGUUUUGAACGUGUGGGAAAUGUUUAAAAAUCGGCAUCACUCUGCCCAGGGGAGCCAGCUUUGUCUCCAGCUCAAGGGCACUCUUGGUAAAUCAGAAAUGGAAAUCGAUUUAAAACAGAUGGGAUUUGACAGAACCGGUCGAACUCAGCAAGAGAAGGCCAUCUUGGUGGUUUACACCAGGUCCAAGAAAAGGGAGAACCUGUUCAACGAAAUGAAAGAGAAGAUCAGGUCUCGUGGAUCGGGGAGCAGGUCGGAGGAGGAGAGGGGCCUGCAGUUCAAAGCCAGGCGCCGACGGAGGACUGCAUUGAACAAUCGGCAUGGGAAAAGACAUGGCAAAAAGUCCAAAUCUAGAUGCAGCAAAAAGGCUCUGCACGUUAAUUUCAAAGAGCUAGGGUGGGAUGACUGGAUCAUUGCGCCAUUGGAUUACGAGGCGUACCACUGUGAGGGCGUGUGCGACUUCCCUUUGAGAUCGCAUUUAGAGCCAACAAACCAUGCCAUCAUUCAAACUCUCAUGAAUUCAAUGGAUCCCAAUAGCACACCUCCUAGCUGUUGUGUUCCCACCAAACUCAGUCCCAUCAGCAUUCUUUACAUAGACUCGGGCAAUAACGUUGUGUACAAACAGUAUGAGGACAUGGUGGUAGAGCAGUGUGGCUGCAGGUAGCGUCCUUUUCUUCUGCGUAUUUAAACCCCGCAAAAUCAAAGAUAAGUCACUCGGUCCAGGUCAGGAUAUGAAAGCUGUGGCAUAUCUUAAGCAUAUAGACCCAUGCGUUCUUGCCAUAUCAUGGUGCGCCUAAACUUCACUCAAAAGGGAUCCGCGAGAGACAUCAUUUGUAGCGUAGGCCUAUGCAAGCAUAUUUAUUUUUGAUCAAAUUUAAUCUCCGUACAAUCUCACAUAGUCUUAGAUGUCCAAUUGUUGUGUUAAACUAAUACCUACUCCUAGCCUACAUUUGCGUCCAUCUGAUAUGUUUUUCAAGAGCAUAGUCUAUUGUUUUGCGAGGCCCGGACAUGGAUAGGUAGGUCGUCAUAAACCAUUAGUCCGCAGUAGAGGAGUGGGUAUCAACAUACUAGUGAUAUGCUAUUAUUUGUCAUUUUUCUGAGCAGACUUGGAAUUCUUGAUGUUCCAUCAGUGGAUUCUGUCCGAAAUGGGCACAGUGUAAUGCACCUGUUCAAACUAGGCCGCAGUCACGGGAUAGCCCUUGUGCAUUGUUGCAGCUCCCCGCAACGGUCUUGUAAAGAGGACUCAUUUGUAGCGGGUGUUUCCAGGCUCACUGCCAGUGUCCAGCUGAAACUAUCGAGCUCUUCUGAUGCGUUAUCAAUCGGCCCUAGCACCCCCCCAUCUCCAAUCUCUCUCUUUCAAAUCUAUUUAUUUCUCUCUCUCUCUCUCUCUCUCUCUCUCUCUCUCUCUCUCUCUCUCUCUCUCUCUCUCUCUCUCUCUCUCUCUCUCUCUCUCU